Theobroma umbraticum is the source of this 1765-nucleotide messenger RNA. RefSeq names its product trigalactosyldiacylglycerol 1 (gene ABCI14). Gene Ontology annotation, biological process: phospholipid transport. NCBI's taxonomy places the organism in Eukaryota, Viridiplantae, Streptophyta, Magnoliopsida, Malvales, Malvaceae. The record is from RefSeq and is a predicted model, not a curated record. Gene Ontology annotation, cellular component: ATP-binding cassette (ABC) transporter complex.
GAAAAAGAAAAAGAAAAAGCAAGUUCUAGCUGCGCGAAUGCACAAAACAACACGAGGCGAGGUACUUUGGAGCUGCAAAAGAGUGAACGGCACUGGCAUGUAAAAAAUUAAAAAGAAAAAAGAAAAAGAAAAGAGCUAUAAUUCUCAUUUGCUGAACCUCAAUUUUCAUUCUCCGUAAGGAAAGAAUUUAUAGACAAUUCAGUGAAACACUUGAGUCACACUGUACGAUAGUAGAAGCCGUCUCCCCUCACUGCCAACUAUAAGUUCCUUCCCUCUUCAAUCCAAGGUGAAAAUGCUUUUUGACAGAAGCAAAAUUAAAUAUUUGUGUAGAGCUUUGGUCUGAUUGAAAUUUGAUUGGUAUAAUGGCCAACUUUAAGGUCUUACAUGAGGUUUCCUAUUGUAGAAGUUCAGGUAGGAGGGACCAAAUAUGCAAACAGCUUUUCAACUUCAUCCUAUAAUUUUCUUUUCUAGCAGAAAGAACUCUAUCAAAUCUGAUGGGUGGAUGAAACUAGGAGGUUGGAAUUCAAGUCGACUUGGUGUGACUGCAAGAGGUCAGUCUCUUAGAUUUCUAGCACCCAUCCACAAAACCAGAUUGUUUGUGAUUUCCAACACAGAUGAUGGCCACCAAUAUGCCCCUGUGCUAGAAGAAGACAACAAUACAAACCAUGCACCCUGUUCAGAACCGGAGACAUUCUUUAGCAAAUGGUCUCCUCCAAGGUACUUGUGGAGAGGAUUGUCUGUUCUUGUCCUUGCGGGACAGGUUAUUAUUAGGACUCUAAAGGGAAAAGUUCACUGGAAGAAUACCCUCCAACAACUGGAGAGAGUUGGACCUAAAUCAGUUGGUGUUUGCCUUCUGACCUCUGCAUUUGUUGGUAUGGCCUUCACUAUUCAGUUUGUUAGAGAAUUUACCCGAUUGGGUUUGAACCGAUCAGUUGGUGGGGUGUUGGCCUUAGCCUUCUCAAGGGAGCUAAGUCCGGUGGUUACAUCAGUUGUGGUUGCGGGGCGAAUUGGAAGUGCGUUUGCUGCAGAAUUAGGAACGAUGCAGGUUUCUGAGCAAACCGACACGCUGAGAGUUCUUGGAUCGAACCCUGUUGAUUAUUUGGUCACGCCCAGAGUGAUUGCUUCCUCUUUAGCUUUACCAUUUUUAACUCUGAUGUGUUUCACAAUGGGCAUGGCAUCAAGUGCCCUUCUGGCUGAUGGUGUUUAUGGGAUUAGCAUUAAUAUCAUCCUAGAUUCAGCUCAAAGGGCUCUGCAAUCAUGGGAUAUAAUUAGUGCAAUGAUCAAGUCACAGGUUUUUGGUAUGAUCAUAUCUAUUGUGAGCUGUGCUUGGGGAGUUACCACCAUGGGAGGAGCCAAAGGUGUGGGCGAGUCAACAACUUCAGCUGUGGUUAUCUCUCUUGUUGGUAUAUUUAUGGCUGAUUUUGCACUCUCGUAUUGCUUCUUCCAAGGAGCUGGAGAUUCUUUGAAGAAUUGUGUGUAAUGAGGCUGGCCUGUUUGUUGGCAUCUUCUACAGUUUUCUCACUGGUGUUGUUUGAUGGAUGGCACCUAUAGAGACAGAUAACAUAUUAGCAAAAAUCGUAGGUUAUGUAAAGUCCAGCAGUGUUUUAUUAAUAUUACCAGCCUGUACCUUCCAUGUCCAAUUCUCAAGAGACUCAGUGUUGAAGUAAUUUCAGUAGAAUCAAGAAAAAUGUACUUUUUUGGGUCAGUUAAGGCCACCAAAUUUCGAUAAAAUUGCUUUCUAUGAAAACUACUUUCUAUUCACUAA